GCAAAUCGUGCACGCGAAACUAAACAAAAAGUCCACAGGUAGUGUUGUAGUGAAUAAUAAAGUGAAGCGGUUAUCGCGGGUGUAAGCGCUGGGGCAGGCUGGGUUCACUCAGCACCGGGUCUUCAGCAAAAGGGCAGAAACCUGUUCGGGACAGAGGAAAAGAACGAGUGAAGUUAUGCUUUUUCAGCGGUCAACAGUGAAGUGAGCGCCUGGUCUGGGAGGAAGAGCGAGCGUUUUGGAGGUGGUUUAUUUGAAGGAGGUUUUGUUUCUGGUGUCCGGGAGAAUGAAGGAGGAAAGAGAAGGUGCGAGUGUGCAGGAGGGGCGCACACAGCCGGGCUCUGCGGCUGGAGAGAGAGCCGAGUCCUGUGCGGUUUGUACAAUAAAACUGAGCUCCAGCACGGAGCCCAAACUUCUCCCGUGUCUCCACAUGAUGUGUAAAGGCUGUGUUCUGAACACCUCUGAGGACAAACACUCCACAGAAUGCCCAAUGUGUGGGCAGGCUUUCAACCUGUCUGAAGUUACAGAUUGCUUCAUUUUUGAGGACUCUGCCCCAAAGUGUGGAGGAUGUGACGACGCUGCCCUUAGUGGAUGGUGUAAGGAGUGCGAGGAAGCUCUGUGUUCAGAUUGUGUAUCAGCUCAUCAGCGAGUGAAGGUGACGCGCAACCAUACAGUCAUACCACAGGAGUCUCAAUCAGGCUCGAGUACAAGCUUGCGCUGUACUUCACACAAACGGGAGCGACUCAAGUUCUUCUGUGUCACCUGUGAACAGCUCACCUGUAGAGACUGUCAACUGAUUGACCACAGAAACCACAGUUUUUUAUUGCUGGAGGAAGCAGUGGUUUCUCAGAAAGACCAGCUAAUGAAGCUGCUCGACAGCAUCAGAGAACAGAAACACGGUGUGAAGGCUGGGCUUCAGGAUCUGGAUGAAAGACUGAACGACUUAAAGGAAUUAAAAGCAUUGUCAAAGAAGCAACUGCAUAAUGCCGUCCGCUCCGUGUACUUCUCUUUGGUGUUCCAGUGUCGUCAACUGUCUAAGGAACUGGAGGGUUUGUGUGAUGAAGAAGAGAAGAGUCUGAAGGUGAUGAAGGCAAAUCUGAAAAAGCUGGAGUAUAGGCAAGAGUACAUCACUGCCUUCAUUCAUAAAAUACUGAGCACUGAGGGACAGUGUAUCCUGCAGCACAAGACCCAAAUUGAGAAAUGGGCACAGAGGGUUCUGUCACAGAAGAAACCGCUACCUGACACUGUGAUUCAGCUUUCGCUCUCUCUCAAUGAAGACGUGUGCCAUGUUGUUAAGAAAUUUGCCUACUUCAAGGUGACCAGAGUUCCUCUCUCUGCCAAAGGAAAAUACAAUAAUGGCAAUCAACCUAAAAAUACACCAGAAGAAGCGGUCAGAUACCCCUCAGGAUUAAAUUCAGGAUCUAGUGCAACUCUGUCAGUGUCUGACACUACAUGCAUUCAGGCUACAACUGAUUCCACGUCCCAGUCUGCAUCUGACCUUCCUCAGUGUAGACAAUCCAAGCCAGCCUCAUCAAAACCAGUGCAACCCACCCAGGGCUUAACACACAGUACAAGCCAUGCUAAUUCUUCCUCUGUCUCCCAUAACGUUGAUCCCCUCCAAACCACACAGAGCAGCACGGUUCAGGUGGGCCAGCAUCAGUCACAGCAGGUCUUCAGAAAUCUGUCACACCAUUUUCGGUCAUCUCUUACUGCGCUCCUUCAGUCCAGCUCUUCUGUUUCUGGCCUGAGAGCUUUAAAUAUUAUUCCCUCAAAACUUCCUCAACGUGCCAUUUUAAUGCCUCAGCUUGCAUUACCGCAGUCUCAGUCUGGUGUUAUCCGUGCUUCAGCGCCUCCUCCAGUCUUUGCUUCCUGUUCCCCUGUAGCCCAACCCUCUGUCUCGGUUCACACAGCCUCAUUCCAGUCGUCGUCUUCGAAUACCUUAACCAACACCCAGUCUCACACGCCCACCAGUAAACGAUCUGUUCUCUUUCUUCUCACCUCAGCUCCUUUUGCUCAGUCUAGUCAGGCCAUAUCUAAUCCUCACCCAUCUACUGUGAAUUCCUCAUCUAACCAUGCGCAACAAAGCUUUCCUCAGUCUCUGGUAGGUUCUGGUCAGUGUUUUCAAUCUCCGACUGCUUCUGCUAACAAAUCCCUGCCUUCCUCUCAGGCUGUCUCUGACACUCAGUCUGCCAGUCUGCAGCCCACUCAGUCUGCCAGUCUGCAGCCCACUCAGUCUGCCAGUCUGCAGCCCACUCAGUCUGCCAGUCUGCAGCCCACUCAGUCUGCCAGUCUGCAGCCCACUCAGUCUGCCAGUCUGCAGCCCACUCAGUCUGCCAGUCUGCAGCCCACUCAGUCUGCCAGUCUGCAGCCCACUCAGUCUGCCAGUCUGCAGCCCACUCAGUCUGCCAGCACUCAAUCUAGUAAUUUACAGGUCACUCUACUCAAUGUACCAAACAACCCUGCUUCUCUCAAUUCUGGACCAGCAUGGAAAGUCUACAAUUGCGCUCCUGUCUUGACCGUAAAAAAGGGCACCACUCUGUCCCAUGUACUACAGUCAACAGACCACACCUGGAAGAGUCAAAGGAAAUCAUCUCACCCCACGCCAGGUAACGCGUUUGUUCCCCUGGCUUCCAAGUUCAGCGUUCCACCAGCUAACAGUUAUAAAGAACUGGAUCCCCCAGUGUCCAUCAUGCCUCCAAUCCCUACUGCUCCACUUCCCAAUGUUUAUAGUAACGCAGGUCAAAUAGAGCGCGUCACUCAGACGAUCCUGAUGCCAAGCAGCGAGCUCCCACUGAAGGCUCCGGCUGAUUCUGUUUCUGAGGGAGAUAUGAGUGUUUGCAGCAGGGCUUCUCCAGCUGCUAACGAGGCAGACAGUAACUUGCCUACUUCGACUGUGCCAGAAAAAGACACACAAGCUGAAGAACUCCCAGCAGUGCAUCAGCCUCGAGAUCUUCUUUCCACUUCCUCAAUCAAGGACUUCCCUCCUAAACAGAGCUUCCUCGCUCGAUCUGAAAUUACGAAGAGCACAUCAACUCUGUCCUCCACAGGAAGCUCCUCAACUGAGCACUGGCUCACAGGCCUGCCGUCAUCCUUCAGUGAGAUGAUUACCAGUCAAAUAAAAGUGCCUGCUGAGGAUGCUUGCUCCAGAUCUGCCUUAGAAAAUGCAUCUCUUCCUAGUGCAAAGCCAGAGGAGGAUGAGACUGAUAGUGAUUCUGAAUUGGUGAAAGGGAUGGGUGAAUCAGAGGAGGAGCCCAUAAUAAGACAGGACAGCAAUAAGACUCUGCUUGUAUCGCUGCUCCGGUUGCCCAUCUCAGGAUCAUCUCUGUCACAAUUUCGAAUUGUUCCCAGUAGCCAAAAGGCUGAAAUUUUGCUUCAAGAGAUUGAUGAAAAUCAGUCAGUCCGGAGAUGCCUCAAGAUCGUUGCACCCCCAGCUGCUGCUGCUGCUGCUUCACCCUCACACUCCUGCAGUUCUGAGUGUUCCCUGCAGGCUGAUGUACUGGACUGUGCUGUGUGCGUCUCUGCCGGAGCCUCACUACAGUGUGCAGAAUGUGACCGAAGCUUUCAUACCAGCUGCCAUGUGCCACCAAUCCUUUUCGAUCCCAUUGCGACGUGGGUAUGCUCCAUGUGCCAGGAUGUGUUGGAUGAUGCUGACCCAUUCAGUUGCGAUAGACUUAAGGAACCGUACCUAAAUCUGUCGGACCAGAGGAGGUGUGAACAACUUUUGCUUAGUCUAAUGUGUGAGAAGCAUAGCUACCUGCUCUACAAAACUUUUAAGCAAACUGCAGGAUGUGUGGAAUUUAACUUAAUUGUUGGACGGCUGCUGGGGAAAUGUAACCCUCCAUACCGCUCAGCAGCUGAAAUGGUGUCGGACCUCUGGGCUCUUUUUGACAACUUAUCAAACUCUAAGAAGAAAGAUUUGGUUGUUGCGCUCCAGAGCUCAUUCCAGCAGCGACUGAAUGCAUCAUUUGGGAAAAGCCUCCAUGCUUCUCUUCUGAGACCUCUGAGCAGCCAAGACCAGAUGGGGGCACCAGAGACUGAUCGAGAAAAAACCAAAACUACUCUGAAGAGGAUGAGGGAGUUUUUAGCUGCAAAUUGUACUCCAGCGGCAAAGAAAGCCCAUAGUGAGAAUAUGUAAAGGACCUGCAGCAUUUUGCAAAGAUAAGACGAUUAGCUGUUUACAAAGACAUCUGUACAUUCCUGUAUUUUGUAUUUCAGUUGUAUUUAUGUACGUAUUUUCUGUAAACAAAUACAAGAAUGUGCUUUAUUUCACAGAGUGGCUUUAUUACCGUGGGUUGGUGGGAAAAGGAUUGUUUGAUUUGCUGCAGAAGAGCCUGUUUCUAUGUCUAGCAGCAUUUCUAAGCAAAUCAUUAUGUACCACUUGACAGGUUGAAUGUAGGCCAUAUGUGUACUGAUGUGUUUAUUUCAAGCUUUCUGGGCAGAAAAGUGUGGAAUUUUUUUGUCAAAAUUCAGUAAUUAAAUAAAAAAAAUUUCUUGCUAAA
This is a messenger RNA of Neoarius graeffei (lesser salmon catfish), 4496 nucleotides long. It is a transcript of the gene trim33l, whose product is annotated as tripartite motif containing 33, like. Bases 284 to 4132 code for a protein of 1282 amino acids. The transcript is spliced from 17 exons. Gene Ontology annotation, molecular function: ubiquitin-protein transferase activity; zinc ion binding. NCBI's taxonomy places the organism in Eukaryota, Metazoa, Chordata, Actinopteri, Siluriformes, Ariidae. Gene Ontology annotation, cellular component: nucleoplasm; chromatin. The record is from RefSeq and is a predicted model, not a curated record. Gene Ontology annotation, biological process: positive regulation of DNA-templated transcription.